This is a messenger RNA of Megalops cyprinoides (Indo-Pacific tarpon), 3865 nucleotides long. It is a transcript of the gene lmbr1l, whose product is annotated as limb development membrane protein 1-like. The transcript is spliced from 17 exons. Lineage: Eukaryota; Metazoa; Chordata; Actinopteri; Elopiformes; Megalopidae. The record is from RefSeq and is a predicted model, not a curated record. Bases 172 to 1647 code for a protein of 491 amino acids. Gene Ontology annotation, molecular function: transmembrane signaling receptor activity. Gene Ontology annotation, biological process: signal transduction; receptor-mediated endocytosis.
CAGGCGAAAGAGGUGAUCAGAGAGCAUCUGCAGAACCUACCGGGCCUGUCCAAAGCGAGCAGCGUAGCUAGUUACAGUGUUUUUGUUGCGAAGAUUAGAUAUGUAGCAUGUUGUUUAUUUUAACCUUUUGCAAGCCUGCGAAUACAUAAUUCACGACAUGGUUAGCGGAGGAUGGAAGCAGACGACGUGUCGGUUAGAGAGCAGAUAUUCCACGACCGGGUUCGAGAGACCAUAAUCUGUGUCCUACUUUUCAUCUGCCUGUACAUUCUCUCCUACCUCAUCAUCACUCACUUCAAGAAGAGUGCAGAGUUUGUCUCUGAUGACAGUGAAGAUGCCACUGUCAACAGGAUUGUACUGUGGCUCUGCACCUUCACUCUGUCCGUCUCCGUGGGGGCGGUCCUCCUGCUCCCACUGUCCAUCCUGUCCAAUGAGGUGCUGCUCUCCUUCCCACACAGCUACUACAUGCAGUGGCUCAACGGGUCCCUCAUCCAUGGGCUGUGGAAUCUGGUCUUCCUCUUCUCCAACCUCUCGCUAUUUUUCCUCAUGCCAUUCGCGUACUUCUUCACUGAGUCUGAGGGCUUUGUCGGUUCCAAAAAGGGCGUAAUGGGCCGUGUGUAUGAGACCGCGGUGGUCCUGCUGCUCCUCACCCUGCUGGUGCUGGGUAUUGUGUGGGUUGCAUCAGCCCUCCUCCACCACAGCACUGCUCAGGAGAGCCUGUAUGACAUGUGGGAGUACUACCUGCCCUAUCUAUACUCCUGCAUUUCACUGUUUGGAGUCCUGCUGCUCUUGCUGUGCACACCCUUCGGACUCCUGCGCAUGUUCAGCAUUACAGGGAGUCUUCUGGUCAAGCCUCGGCUUUUGGAAAACGUGGAGGAGACAGUCAGCUGUGCACUGUUUGAGGAGGCUUCUCUUUCCAGAAAACUGACCAAGGGAGCCUCCUGUUGGAUCAACUUGAACGUGGAGGCUGUGAAGAGGCAGUUUCUCAGGGUGCAGGCCCGGCGCAUCGCUCUGGAGAUGAGGAGGAGGGCGUCGCCAUGGCAGCGCAACCUUGGCUACCCGCUGGCCAUGCUCCUGCUGCUGGCUCUAACGGUGGUGUCUGUGCUGAUGGUCUGUUUCCAUGUGCUGGAGCUGCUCUUUGAUGAAACUGCCAUGCCCAGAGGGAUGGAGGAUCCCCACCUGGGCACAGCCUCCUUCUCUAUGUUUGGCUCUCUGGGUGCAGCAGUGCAGGUCGUUCUCAUCCUCUAUCUGAUGGUGUCGUCUGUGGUGGGUUUCUACAGUUCGCGUUUUUUCUCAGGGCUCCUGCCCCGUACCCAGGACACUACUCUGACGCAGAUCAUUGGAAACUGCGUCUCUCUGCUGGUCCUAAGCUCGGCACUCCCCGUCUUCUCCCGUACCCUGGGGAUCACACGGUUUGAUCUGCUGGGAGACUUCGGACGGUACAACUGGCUAGGCAACUUCUACAUUGUGUUCCUGUACAACAUCAUUUUCGCUGGGCUGACAUCGGCCUGCCUCAUCAACAAGGUCACCUGGGCUGUGCAGAGAGAGCUCAUGCGCGCAUUCGGUCUCCACAAGCUGCCACUGUCUGUGUGCCGCUCUACAAUCCCCUUUAAGCUGCUCCUGGCCAACGGGCUCUCGAAGAUCCAGUGACAUGUUGCUGCUCCCUCACGUUUGUGCCUCAGGACUGCAGAAGACUUGGAACCUCCUGAAAACUUUUUGUAAGCUUCCCACUGGACCAGAGGCACCUUGUGUGGGGUGUCCAUGAGCCUAUGUGAGCACAAGCUGUGAAAAUGGAGGAACAGAAGAGAAUGGAGGAAGGCAUCAUGCUGUUGACCUGAGGAAAUGUGAAAUUUGGCUACUGUACAGUAUCAGCUGAAGUGAUUGGAGGGAGUUUGGGACCUGACCAGCCCAGGUUUACCUUUGGGACCAAGUGUGUUCAUUUCCUUGUUUAUGGAGGCGGGUGUCAAGAUCCUUUGCCAAAUGGACAAUAAUGCAUAGUUAAGCAAGAAAAUAGAGUAUUGCUGUAUUCAUUCUCAGAGUUUUCCGACCUUUCACCCCAUUACCUACACCAGUGCCUUAUGGGAAAUUAAUAAUGCCUUGAGUGGAUGGGGGAGUUGACACCUGUCCAAACCCAAGUUUGUAGAUCUUUUUGGAACAUGACGUCAUGACUGUGACAUAAUUUCCCUUUCCUUCCACUGGCUGGAGUCUAUUCUUGCUUUGGCAGGAAGUUUUAACACUGGGCACUUCUUGUCUAUGGAAAGCUCCCCGCCCCAACCCCCCCACCCCCCUUCGUUACCCCCACGCCUUCCCCCUGGCUACAGCACUAUUUCUGUUGCCGCAAUCACUCCUGUUAACCUUUUUCAUCUUUUCGAAGUGUUGUUUCCUUUUUUUGUUGUGUCUUUAAUGCCCAGUGCAGUCAUGACCUAAUUAGAAGGAGAAGGAGGGAGAGGUGUUAGCCAUUUUGAAAUGAGGGAAGGAAGUGUUAGCUGAAGUCGUCUGUAUCUUACACACAGUUGAAAGAGACAAGGGAAGAGAAUCAAGGAAUACAGUGCAAUGCGUCUGGCAUUACCGCAUAUAUCAUAAAUGUCAGUAUUUGUGCCAUUGAUAGGAUUUCAUCUGUUUUAUGUGUUCAGAGAGUGGGAAAAGCUAGCUCUUGUUUUAAUGUGUUCACAGUACAGAAUACCUGUAAUCAAAUAUUUAUCGGUGGCCAGCAACUGUAAGACCUAGUGAAAGAGUGAAGCGUUUACACUGGUGUGUGUGUGCAUGUGAGUGUGUAUGGGUGUACACGCGUGUGUGUGGGUAAACUAAGUGCAAUACUUUUAUAUGGGGAAGGUCACGCUUGGUGUGGAUAGGAUAAGGAUAUAGUUAUGUGAAGUGGAAUAUGAUAAAUGCAUGUCUUUUGUUCUGUUCCCUACAGCUGUUCUCAUAUUUAGUGUAUUCAAUUCAGUUUGGUUAUAAAAAUUUGGUUAACAGUUUAGCCGUGUUGUGCGGAUGUUGGUGGCUGUUGUGUGUGCUCAGACUUCACUGAUUCUUGCUAGCUCAGAUGAAAAAAAAAGAAAUGUGAAAUUCUACGCUAGAAACAAAUGGGAACACUUUUUAACAAGUCUCAAAGUGAACUUCAGUGACAGAUUUUUUUUUUUGCUCAGGGAGGUCUUGGACAUGACUGGUUAAGCAGUUGCAACUGGCAAAUAUGUCAAAAAGAAAUGUUUAUAUUAAACCACUAAAUUCUUUGCAUUUAGUUCAUUUAAAGUUUGGCCAAAGAGCAAAUGAUCAGUCAAACUCCUAGGCUGUGCAGGAGCCGAGCUGUAGUGUUUCACAGUAGAUAUUUAAUGUACGUCUCAACAGUUAUUACAUUGAACAAUAACAAUAACAACAUUGAACACCCACGGUUGUGUGUUCCCAGUGAUCAUUCUGACAUCAUAGUUGUUUUAGCCCCCAAAUGAAUGUCUUUCUGAGUAGCGUCUACCCCUUCUCCAUUUGCCUAAAGUCUGCAUUAACCUCCAGGCCAAUCCCUUUACUGAGUGAAUCUAUUUUACCACAUUCCAGCCUGCCUCUGGGAUACCAUGUAAAGGUGAAGUCACGGUGCAGUUGGAACAAGCUGGAUUGGGAAUUUAAAAUCAAGGAGAUUUCAUAUCAUCUUUGUUUCUUUGUUUAAAUGCUGUUCCCUGAAAUCUGGUGUGGGUGUUGUCCAUUCAGUUUAACUUCGGCACGUUGUUGCUCUAUGAAUGUAGUGAUUGGGACUGAGAUUUUUAUAAAGUGAACUCUCUGUGAAAAUUUCCUCAGCUUUGAAACCACUGAAGUUUUUGAAUAUCUUUAUCACUUUUUUAUUUUCUUCAAAAGCUCUGCGGUGAGAUGUGGAUUUGUGAAA